UGCUAAAAGAUACUUUUCAUGAUAAUGUACAUGUGUUUAUUUUAUACGCAGUCUGGUUGGUUUCCAUUUUAGUUUCCCUUUUUGACUUCCUAUUUGAGAACGAAGUGAAGUGUGUUGAAAGUACUAGUACUUGAAUUUUUAUGAUUCUUGACUUAACGGUUACCAGUUAAUUUACCAAGCCUAAGGCCAAAGGAAUAUACUGAUUAAGGUUGGGAAAUGCCUCGAUUUGCUCGUGCCUCCGACAGUAACAGGAAAAGACCGCAAGAUGCAACAGAGUGGAAUGAAAUGAAAAAAGAUGACAGAAAUGGAGAGAGGACACUGCAAAAAAAGCUAAAACAAAACGAUUCUGAACUCAGAAAUAAGAAAGAUAAAAGAAAGAAAGAGAAGCAAAACAACGUAUCCCAGAGCAGUUCUCAGGAUGAGGUCAUGUGUCAACAAACUACAGGUAGUAUGGAAUCUCGUCUUAGAAGUCUCUCUCAAGAGACCGUUCAAGAAUCACAACUCAAAGCAGUUUACAAGAAAGUCAAGAGAAGUGAAGACAGAAGACUGAAGAGGAUCCACAAAAGAGAAGAUGAAAUGGUCUGUUACAACUGUCGAGAAUCGGGUCAUUUGAUGUCCGAUUGUCCGGAAGUGAAAAGAGAUGUUGAACAAGGGACUGGCAUCUGUUUUAAAUGUGGCUCAACAGAACAUUCUUCCUCAAAGUGCUCAGUCAGAUUACCACCAGGAAAAUUUCCUUAUGCAAAAUGUUUCAUCUGUGGAGAAACAGGCCACCUAUCAAAGCAGUGCCCUGACAACCCUAAAGGACUGUAUCCCAUGGGUGGAUGUUGCAAAAUAUGUGAAUCAGUAGAGCACUACCAGAGAGACUGCCCAGAACUUCAGAACCAACAAGGUGUGAAAAGUUACUGUCUACCAACAAUUGCAGCCCACACCAGUGUAGAUGCUGAGGUAGACCUGGAAGAAUUAAACCCCAAACCUGCUGCCAAAAAGAAAAAAGGACCUAAAACUGUUGUGUUUUAAUAAAAAUCAAUGCAUCAGAA
Molecule: messenger RNA, 1037 nt
Organism: Ostrea edulis (European flat oyster)
Lineage: Eukaryota; Metazoa; Mollusca; Bivalvia; Ostreida; Ostreidae
Product: zinc finger CCHC domain-containing protein 9-like
Exons: 6
Coding region: 217-1017 (266 amino acids)
Molecular function (GO): nucleic acid binding; zinc ion binding
Source: RefSeq, a predicted model, not a curated record